AUGGAUUCGGGGCCGGAUUUCGAGGUCCAGCAGCCUUCAAGCGAACCAAGUACGAACAAUCCGCGGCUCCCGCGGCUUCGCGACAACAGCCUUUCGCAGUAUACACGCGAACCUUUAAGUGAUGGUCUGCGUGAGCCGAUCUCGUUUAAGCGCAAACAUAAGCACCGAUCUGGAUUCAGUUUAUCGAAUCUCUCCAAUAUCUUUACGACCGACUCCGACGGACAUUCGGGUCCCAGCCGUACAGCAUCCAGGAACGGACUGACAACAGACAUUGAUCCGCAGCCAGCGGGUGAAAGCUCGCAACGUAAUGGGAACUAUAACAUCCAGAAGGAGGGAGGCUUGUUAGAUUGGUAUGUUGAAGGUCCAGGGCGACGGGUCGGUUACGAUGAUUUCACUGCUAUUGAUUGGAUAUUUGAAUACACGAAAGAGCGUCAAAGGAAGCGACUACUCUCGGCUAGCGGGAAAGGAAUGCUUGGGUACGCUCGCAAAGUUUUUGAUGCCAGUAACGUUUGGUUCGUUCUCAUCGCUACGGGAAUAUCAGUUGGUAUCAUUGCUGCAUCCAUUGAUAUCGUCAGCGACUGGCUGGGGGACAUCAAAGCUGGAUAUUGCAAAAAUGGCCCAGGGGGAGGGAAAUUUUAUUUGAACCGUAGCUUUUGCUGCUGGGGACACGAAGAGGUCCUAGGCGGCUUCAUUAUCAGGCAUUUCAUGGGGCCCUGGACCCUUGCGAUUAAAUCAUUAGGUUUGCCUAAACAGCAACGAAGGUUUUCACCCGUACACGCCGAGGAGACUGAAAGAGAGCUAACAUUUAUAGCGAGAAAACGAGAGGUACUCUCUGCGGCAGCUGCCGCAGGCAUAUCCGUUGCCUUUGGCGCACCAAUUGGCGGUGUCCUGUUCAGUUUAGAGCAAUUAUCAUACUACUUUCCUGACAAAGCAAUGUGGCAAAGUUUUGUCUGCGCAAUGGUAGCCACAGUUACCCUACAAGCGCUAGAUCCAUUUCGCACAGGCAACAUUGCUCUCUACGAAGUGAAGUACACCAGGGGUUGGCAUCGUUUCGAAAUGAUACCAUUUGUUAUUCUCGGUAUCGUGGGCGGUCUCUAUGGAGCGUUCCUCAUCCGAUUGAACAUGCGAAUUGCUAAAUGGCGAAAAACGCGGAGUUUCUCCCAUCCAAUAAUUGAGGUUGUGGUCGUAUCUAUCCUCAGCGCUCUGGUAAACUACCCUAACAUAUUCAUGAGAGCUCAAAACUCGGAACUUGUCCAUUCGCUGUUCGCCGAAUGCAGUGCAGGAACUCCUGACCAUUUCGGUCUUUGCAAGACUGGGGCAGCGUCAGCUGGUACAGUAGCUCUUUUGCUUGUAGCUGCUGUCCUAGGAUUUUUCCUCACGACAAUCACAUUUGGGCUUGAUAUCCCUGCUGGUAUUAUCCUUCCAUCAUUCGCAAUCGGUGCUCUGUAUGGGCGUGCUCUAGGAACGGCUUUCAAAAUCUGGCAGGACUCUUACCCUGGUUUUUUCCUCUUCGGGAACUGUGAGCCUGAUAUCCCUUGCGUGACUCCGGGACUCUACGCAAUUGUCGGGGCGGCUUCAGCCCUUGGCGGCGCUACAAGAAUGACCGUAUCAAUUGUCGUCAUUAUGUUUGAACUUACAGGGGCCCUUACGUAUGUCAUCCCCAUCAUGAUCGCAGUUAUGUUGUCCAAAUGGUGCGGGGAUAUAUUUGGAAAGCGCGGUAUCUAUGAAUCGUGGAUCCAGCUCAACGAGUAUCCUUUCCUUGAUCACCGUGAGGACACCGCUCCUCCCGAUGUACCUGCCCAUGCCGUCAUGACAAAAACAGAUGACCUUACAGUCCUUACCGCCGUCGGUCAUACGGUUGGCUCUCUUCGAAACCUUCUUCAGACUACCUCAUACCGCGGAUUUCCCGUCGUUAUGGAAGCCUCGAACCCCGUUCUCCUUGGCUAUGUCUCACGCAACGAGCUUUCUUACGCCCUGAAGAACCCCACAUCUCCAUCUGGAGAAGAGCUCUCUAGCGCAACUCCGGUCUUUUUUGCGCAUCAACCAUUUGCGGACCCGAUGGAUACGCUCGACCUUCGACCUUGGAUGGACCAAACCCCUAUCACGCUGAACAGCGGUACAACCUUCCUAAUAGUGCUGCGCAUGUUUCAAAGACUUGGCCUCCGUUAUGUCUUAUUUGUAAACAAAGGUUUCCUCCAUGGGCUACUAACAAAAAAGGAUGUAUGGUCUGUUGUUAAUGAUCCUGCAUCUCGGGAGGGCGAAUGGACAAGUGGUCCUCUCGGGGGAAAUGACACUGCAGAAGAGAUUGGACUACUGCAAAGCGAUGAUGCUUUGAGUAUUGCUCCUCCACUGACGCCACUGGACCGGCGGCCUUCGUUUUAG
This is a messenger RNA of Aspergillus nidulans FGSC A4, 2382 nucleotides long. RefSeq names its product chloride channel protein. Gene Ontology annotation, cellular component: membrane. Bases 1 to 2382 code for a protein of 793 amino acids. Gene Ontology annotation, molecular function: chloride channel activity; chloride transmembrane transporter activity. The record is from RefSeq and is a predicted model, not a curated record. Gene Ontology annotation, biological process: chloride transport; transmembrane transport. NCBI's taxonomy places the organism in Eukaryota, Fungi, Ascomycota, Eurotiomycetes, Eurotiales, Aspergillaceae. The transcript has 5 exons.